UUUGCUGUUCUGCAGCCGAGGAAGGGAAGAGACGGACGUGGCGUACAGGUUUUUCUAGUCAACACCCGAACUUCGUCGCCUAACAGUCCAGAUAGAGGAAAUCGAGCGAUCAUCUAAUGGGGGAGUACGUUUUCAACCUAAACUCGAACGUGAGACCAUUAUCCCCGGCAGAUUUGCACAACAACCUCAACAAUACGUUUUUGUUUUUCCCAAACACAAUGCAAGAUGAGCUGCUUCUCGACAAACCAGCUGGUCAUUCGCCAGGUGUGAAACAACAACAUGGUCAGCUGUCACCGAAUCAAGAACGCAGCAACACAGAGCAGACGCUUGAUGAACUGUCGGUGGGAAAGUCCAAAAGUGAGGGUUCGAGCCCUGUGCAAUUCCAGCAAGAGAGGAGGGCUACGGAGUUGAUUCAAAACACAUCGUUGCCAACGAUGGCCGCUAUGUCGGAACCCAGCAACGCUAUGACAUCGUCACCCGGAUUUUGGUCUUCUGGUACAGGCGCCGACGACAGCUACAUGCAGCCUCGAAUUCCAGCUGUCAACGGUACACUGCAGUUUCAGAACUUUCCUCCUAAUCAAAACCCACUCUUCAACAGCAGCAGCCUUCUGGGCCCACAGAUACAGAUUCCACAACAGCAGCCUCCUUCUAUUCCUCAACAGCGACGCGCCAUCACCGGUCAGCAUCACAACUUUCCACAGCAGCGACAACAGCAACAGCAGCAACAUCAGCAACAUCAGCAGCAACCUCAGCAGUCAAAUCUUUUCUUGACCACCAAAUCUUACACUAGCUGGAGCAAUCCGCAACAGUCUACAUGGUCCAGUCCGCAGUCACAGGCUAACGUAUCGCCGGUUUGGAACAACACGAUGUCUAUGAAUUCGGUGAAUAGGCGAUCUGUGCCAAACCUCAACCCAAUAUCCCCCAUGACGAAGAAGAUGGGCGGCCAGCACAUGCCAAUGAUAUCGCCGUCGAAAUUUCGAAGAAGCACGUCUCUCCCCGGCAAGACAUUCACUCACCUUGGGCCGAAUCAACCGACAUUUGAGUUCACAGGGCCGGAAGAUGGGAGAGGAGAUGGCAACUAUUUCCAGAUAAAACCUUUUAUACAUUCAUAUGGGACAUAUUUAUUGACAUUACAAACUCAUGCACUGAAACGUUAGAUAUGCUGACUGUACACGAAUGUGAAUUCUCUUAAUGUUCACCGCAAUUGAAAAAUCCAAUGACCGAUUGAUCAUGGUAGCACGAUUACGCAUAAACCUACAUGUGAUCAUCAUGAGAGACUGAUGCUGCCCAAUAUAAUUAAUUUGAAAGCACUUUACUAGUGUGUGCCCUUUUUGAUAUUGUCCACUGAUGUCACAACCAAUUUGCUAUGCACUUUAAUUGUAGAAAUAUUAAGCAGCAAAAUGUGUUAAACUCACAAAGCUAUGUAACACCCUAGACUCAUUUUCGGUAUUUAAAUGUACGAGCUCGGGUUGCGUGUUUCACUAGUUCUAAUACCUACUGUAGAGUUACCAUUCUCUAGAGUCUGAUCUACGGAGAAGGAUUUGGCCUUGGAAUAAACUGGACAUGCACAAGUAGUGCGCCCGACAGGGUUAUUGCCGGGUUAUUGCGCAGUGCAGAAUAUGCAAGCGUCACAUGGUCUGGUGGGCGUGUUUUGGCAAACAUGCCAACCGCAAAGUAAGCAUUAAGUUGCAUAGGUAACCGUCAUGCAAAUUUCUAGUAUUGUAUGUAAGUUUUACAAGAUACAAGGGGACUAUGCACUUCUCAACAUUGGCAGUCCCAUAGUCAGCAUCACUGUAUACUUUAUUUGCACAACUAUUUUUUGUGUCAUAACACAUAUAUAUAUAUAUAUAUGCCUUUAACCCUUUACCAUACUCAGUGGCCCAAGAUGUUUAACAAAACACAGAACCUUUCGUCACAGUUUAUACAUCGAUAUUUAGAUAUAUUUUCCUGUAGGUUAUUAUUAGGU
Priapulus caudatus is the source of this 1966-nucleotide messenger RNA. RefSeq names its product cytoplasmic polyadenylation element-binding protein 3-like. NCBI's taxonomy places the organism in Eukaryota, Metazoa, Priapulida, Priapulimorpha, Priapulimorphida, Priapulidae. The transcript has 2 exons. The coding region runs from base 117 to 1157 and encodes 346 amino acids. The record is from RefSeq and is a predicted model, not a curated record.